Molecule: messenger RNA, 5094 nt
Organism: Peronospora farinosa
Lineage: Eukaryota; Oomycota; Peronosporomycetes; Peronosporales; Peronosporaceae
Source: the annotation of a GenBank genome assembly
AUGAAGACUGAUAAGUUGCAGCAACAAGGUGCGGCUUAUAAUAAGAGCAAAAAGAAAAAGAAGUCAAUCAAGGAUAAUGCAUCCUUUGACGACGUGGACAAACGGAUACAAAUUCCAGUGGCUACACGUAUGAAAAUGCAAAUGAAUCUCAAGAUGAAUGCUAGUGUUACUAAUAAUGCAACCAAUGAGGACACACGACUGUUGCGUUCAGGCAUUGACCAGUACCGUACUCUACAACAAUUAAACAAUACAUCCAAUAGUACAACACGGCGGUCCCGUGGCUCUGUCGAUCGAGCCAUGGAACGAGGGAUUUCUCUUAUGGAGAAGAAACAAUUUGGGGCUGCUGUCCCUUACUUUACCGAGGCUUUGGACUUCCUGACAUUGACUACUUCACCUGAAGUAGGAACAAGCAGUAGUACCGUUAAAUUGUACCAUCAACGCGGUUUGUGUUACUUAGCGUCACACAAGUACAAAUGUGCCAUUGAAGACCUCUCUCGAGUCAUGCACAUGACACCCAAGAGUGCUGAGCUUUAUGCGAAAAGAGGAAAAGCCUAUGCUGCUCUGGGAGAACACCGUGCCGCAUUACUUGACUACAAUGAAGCCAUUAAUCUUGCUGCUACUCAAGGGUUACUUCAUGAUUAUGGAUUGGAAAGAAAGUGUGAUGGUUUUGCGGCAAGUAGUGCGACUUUAAUGCAAUUACGGGGAUUGUACCUUGCCAGAGCUAAAGUUUACAAAGCCAUGAACAAUAUUACCCAUGCACUGGAUGAUCUUAGCCAAGCCGAGAGCUCAGCAGGUGGAAAUCGUGACCUUGAACUCUUUUAUGAACGAGCACACUUGUAUCUCCAGUGUCAUCAAGAACCAUUAGCAUUGCAGGACUUUGAUAGAUUUUUAGAGCUACAGGAAGAAGCAGAGGAGGGGCGACAUUUUGAUGCUUCCGGAGGGGUAGGUGGACUUGCAGGCUUUGUAGCUCCUUUGGAAAUGGAGACAGCAUCUAAAGCUCGAACGCUGGAUGUGUUGCUGGAGAGAGCCAAGUUACAGCAACGAAUGGCGUUGGAAGAAGAUGCUCGGGAACGGAAAGACGUUGAACUAGCUGCAGUGGAACAGGGACUGUCGAUGCAAAAUUCUAUUAAGAGGAGAUUAAAAACUUUGACAUAUACAUCCGUCCCUCCCAAGCCAGCACCAUAUCGAGGUAUUGAGUCUCGAAGGCUGGAGAAAUGUGCUUAUCGUGAUUAUUCGAGAGCACUGGAACUAGAUUCGAGUAAUGCAGAGACAUUUCGAUUGCGUGGUGAAUCACUCGUACAUCUUGCACGGUACGAGGACGCACUGGUGGAUUUUGCAAGUGCAUUCGAGCUUGAUCCUCACGAUUUUCAGGUGCGUAUGGGCCGGGCAAAGCUUUUUCGCCAGCGUGGAGAUUUAAAAGGUGCUGUGGAAGAAGUUACUGCAGUAUUGCGUGUAAAUGGCUUUUUUAUCAAUGGACUGAAACUGCGAGCGCAGUUAUAUGAAGAGUUGGGGGCUAUUAAAGAAGCGGAGGAGGACUAUUCAUCUAUUGUUCACGCGCACUUUGACAACACUGGAAUUGAAGAGGCUGCUUCUACUGGGAAAGUUACAAUGGAGCUCGCGUCCGGUGGGACUCUAAAUCUUGGCGGUCACGGGGCGAAGUCUUCUCAGUUGUCAGGGAAGAAUGCAAAAACUGGAAAGAUCACGAGUGAAGUUGCGGCGCAAGCCCUGCUUUGUCGCGCCCGGUUGCGCUUAGCUAGUGAGCAGUUCAAUGCAGCAGAAGAGGACUACCAGACAAUUUUGAACUCGUUUGCCAACAACAUGGAAGCGCAGUUGGAGUUGCAAGAGACCUGCGAGCGCAAAGCUGCUUUUGAAGAAAGGAAACAGCGUGAGGCUCUGGCAUGGCUCGAACAGAAUGCCGACGAUAUUGAUGGUGCUGGUGUUUUAAACGCAAACGGGAACGUGUCGUCCGUAAAAAAUAAGAAAAAGAAAAAGAAGAAAAAGAAAAAAUCUAGCAGUAGCAAUGUUGUCGCUACUGGUACGAACGGGAAGUUCCCUGUUGGAUAUGUGUUGCUGGAGGACGAAGAGGAGUUGCUCCAGCAGCAGGAAAAGGAAGAGCAGAAUCAGAUACAGCAGGAACUGGCACGCGAGAACCGGAAGCCAAAACAAACGCAGUCACAAAACAUGCGAAGCGAAAUGAAGACAAUGGAGAGCAAAGAACAGUCCUCUUCCCCUGGGAUUUUGCAGGAAAUGCCAGAAAAUGAACGAGGCUGUCAGAGUGUUGUCGUUGAAGCUUCUGUGGACGAUGAAAUAAUCGAUCAGCAGAGGACGGAAUCGGUGGCGACAAUGCUCUGCAGCGAAGACGUAAUGUUGGAUAAAAGUGACGAAGCGCAGUUGCGUAAACUAUCGAGUGAAAGUCUCCAAGAGGUCGCUGAUCAACAUGGAGAAAGCACAACCAGAGCCAUUACUAUCCCGCACAAUGUGGUUGUGGCGAACGUCAUGACUCGAGAUGAAGCAUGGGAGAGCAUGUGGGACGAGGAAGCUGAUGAGCCGUUAGAAACUGGAGCAGUUAGGAUACAAAUCCGGGCGCACUCUAGUGAUGGUGCGGAAGAUAAGGACCAGACCGAGAUUGAGACUCUGACAGUUGAUGAUGUUUCUUUAGACGAACAUAAGAAAAUCAGGCUGCUUAAUGACGAAGACGACACAUCUACAUCUAAAAAUGUGGACCCGACUCCUUCUAACGCUGACGACGAAGCUAAUGAUGAGGUUUCAGGCAGCAGCGACGAUGGAAAGGAUAGUCAGGGCAAAGCAAAGGGGGUACUUGUGGAUGAGAAAUACUUGAAGAAACGCGAAAAACAACUGAAAAAGUUGCGUGCAUGCCUACAGCAUGCAUCUGAUGAGCGUGACAAGAGUGCAAUUGACGAGGCGUUAGCACGUGCCGAGCGCAAGCAAAUGAGUGACGCUUUGCAGGAUGAUAUCCAACGUGCCCGCGAUGUUUUGAUUGAUUUGGCAGCAGAAGCUCAACAGCUACGUGAAUCUUUGCCUCAAAGUUCUACUCCGAGCCCAACCUCAGGUACUGGGCACGGGCGAAUGCAUCAUUUCCCGGUAACGCCUACUACAUCACAAUCGAAUGCAAAUCCCGGGAAGCUGCCUUCGCUCGUGAUACGGCCUAUUGCUUAUGGUCAGGCAUUAAAAGCUGCAGAGCAACACCAGCAGGAGUUGCGAGCACACCAGAAGCUUCUUGAAGAAAAGGAUGCAGAGAUCGCACGGCUGAAGAGUCUCUUGGCGCAAGAUGAGUUAUGUCAAAAUAUAACUCCCCAAGAAGAGGUACGCAGAAUAGAGGCCCGCGCUCAUGCCAAGUCAGCAGCUCUUGCGCGCCGAGUAAGUCGUUUGCGAACACAAUUUCCUGUGCAGGGUGCAGCAGCACGUCAGGCUGAAGCACUAAUUGAGUGGAUGGGUCCAGGUGAUGCUGCUGACCGCGUUCGACAACAAGUUCUCUCUUUUGUGCAGCGUGUAAUAACUGCACAUUUCCCUCUGGCAGCGGCACCGCUGUUCUUUGCGACUGGAUCCUACCCAAUGAAGACGUACCUACCAGGGUCGGAUUUGGACGUUUGUUUGCUGGUGCCGCAAGAACUGGAAUCGUCGUGGUACUAUAUUGUCACCCAGGCAUUGUGCGUUGCUGGAGGCAGUGGUGGGGUCGGAACUGUGCUGGACAUCGGUACCGUGGGAGGUGCUUUGGAUGGGGGCAGUACUAGCUUGCCCUCUGGACCUACUGCUGGAAGUGCGAGCGGUCCACUGCUGAUGACGAAUACAGUACGCAAUGUGACUUUUGUCAACGCGGACGUUCGAGUGGUCAAGUGUACAGUUGACAAUAUCCCUGUGGACUUCACGGCAAACCGUGUGGGAGCGUUAGGUGCCGUGCGACUGUUAGACGCUAUGGCGAUUCGUGUGGGGCGGCAACAUUUGCUCAAGAAGAGCCUCAUACUCAUCAAGGCUUGGUGCACGCACGAGUCCAGUCCUUACAUGCAAGCAGCAUCGGCGGAAACUGGUGGGCUUGGGCUGUCGGUGGUAUCAGGAAGCACGCCGUCAACUGUAAUGGGAGCGAGCCAUGGUGCGCUCUCUACGUAUGCUGUGAAUACGAUAGUUAUGGCGCUAUUUAACCAGUACGGCGAUGCUCUCACCCACCCCCUUCAGGCGCUGUAUCUAUUUCUGGAUCGGGUGGCUGAGUUCCCUUGGCACGAGUUGGCUCUCACACUGCAUGGCGCUGUUCCGCUAAAUCGUUUGGCAACCACGCCAUUGAAUGGAACCAUCUCAUCUAAGCUUGAUUACAAUUCUGCCAUGCUGGAUGCGGAUGAUGUUGAAGCGAUUCGCGACGCGCUGAAUGAUCAGUUUGGUGCAUUUGACGCUGCUUCAAAAAGCAGCAGGGGUGCUACGACGGGAUUGUUUCCCAUUCGUGCAUGCAACAUUGUGGAUCCACUUAAUGACAAGAAUAACUUGGCGCGCAGUGUAUCCGCUGAGGGCUUUCCUGUCGUGAAGCGUGCCUUUCGACUCGCAAGGGAUCAACUCGCAGCGAUGCUUGCGCCUCGAUCAUCGCACAAGGACGAUGAUACCGAGCUUCUUGGCGACGAGACCAGGAACGAUGUAGGAAUGGCGUUCUUCGUGCGAUGCUGGCAGCUCUACGGUCGUGGUGACGGAUGGCGGCCAGAUUUGCUGAUUCACCCGAGACAGAUCUGGCAUGGUAAGGCUGCAUCAAAGAAGAAUAAAGCCUCGUCACAACCUCGAGCAGCUUCGGGUUCCCCGGUAGCGGGUAGCGAUGAGGACGAAGAUCGCCGUUGGGAAUCGCUAUUGCCGUCGUUGGACGCUGGUGCUGUGAACGCGCUGCUGCUCCAGCACCAGCAGCUGCAGCAACAAGCCGCAGCAGCAGCGUAUCACCACGACACGAUGAUAGCGUAUCAACAGCCGUACUACGGCCCGCCGCCGCAGCAACACGAACCUCCCGCUAAUUCGCUUGGAGGAUGUCCAGGGCAAAUAUCAGAACUAAUGACGGUCGCAAAUGGAGAGACCGCUGGUCCGCAGCUUGAGGAGCUGUUGAGCUAG